AUGGCACCAACGACUCUACCUCCAGGAUUCAGGUUUCAUCCAACGGAUGAGGAGCUUGUGGCUUACUAUCUGGAUAGGAAAAUCAAUGGUGGAAACAUCGAGCUUGAAAUCAUCCCAGAAGUUGAUCUCUACAAAUGUGAACCUUGGGAUUUACCGGAUAAAUCUUUCUUGCCGAGUAAAGACAUGGAAUGGUACUUUUACAGCCCCCGGGAUAGGAAAUACCCGAACGGGUCGAGGACGAAUCGGGCAACACGGGCAGGAUACUGGAAAGCUACUGGAAAAGACCGGACAGUGCAGUCGCAGAAACGGGCUGUUGGCAUGAAGAAGACACUGGUUUAUUACAGAGGGAGAGCACCGCAUGGCAUCAGAACCGACUGGGUAAUGCACGAGUAUAGACUCAGUGAGUCCGCCUGUGGCGCUACAUCAAGUUUAAAGGAUUCUUAUGCAUUAUGCCGGGUUUUCAAGAAAAACAUAUAUAUACCUAAAACGAAAUUCGAGGAACAACGCAAGGUUUCGAAGGAGACGGACGAACAAUUUAUGUGGGAUGACACCAGCGGCACUGAAACUUCCCGUGAGAAAGAAGCCAACGACGAAAAUGCCCUAAAAAAUCCCGAGUAUUGUUCCAAAUUACCAUCUUCGGCAUCCUCUUCAGAUCUCACUCAAGGGACACCAAUUGCUACAUGCUCAAAAGAUAAUUAUUCCCAAGCUCAGAUUGCAUUAGAUGAAGUAAACAGUUCAAAUGAUUUUUAUUCCAUCGGCCCUGCAGACCUGUCAAGUUUCAUUCAGGAUGUUGGAAUUCCAAAUUACACAGGAAUAUUUGGUGAAGCCCCUCAUACUCCUCUAGAAUUGGAAGAUUUCCCAGAAAUACAUUUACCUGAAAUUACAAAGCUCUCCUCCAAAACUGAAACAUUUGGCGAAUUCGACAGAUACAAGGAGUACGUAAAUGGGUUCACGGCGUUGGAAGAAAUUUAUUCUUUAUGUUCUACACAUGAGAACUCGAGCAAAUCAAAAUUUGCAUGUUAA
Fraxinus pennsylvanica is the source of this 1023-nucleotide messenger RNA. The record is from the annotation of a GenBank genome assembly. NCBI's taxonomy places the organism in Eukaryota, Viridiplantae, Streptophyta, Magnoliopsida, Lamiales, Oleaceae.